Staurois parvus is the source of this 674-nucleotide messenger RNA. NCBI's taxonomy places the organism in Eukaryota, Metazoa, Chordata, Amphibia, Anura, Ranidae. The record is from the annotation of a GenBank genome assembly.
GACGUCCUCCCAUUCUAACCGGGCAUGCACGGCUCCGGGUGCUAGCAGCGUGGUGAUCGGCAUGCCACCUGUCAGUGCUCAUCCAUGCCACCUGCCAGAGCCCAUCAAUGCCACAUCAGUGCCACAUUUCAGUGCCCGGUGUCACUCAUCAGUGCCAGUCAGUGCCACCUAUCAAUGCCAGUCAAUGCCACAUAUCAGUGCCGCCUAUCAGUGCCAGUCAGUGCUGCCUAUCAGUGUGCAUCAGUGCCGCCUAUCAGUGCCCAUCAGUGCUGCCUAUCAAUGACGCAUAACAGUGCCAGUCAGUGCCACCUAACAGUGCCAGUCAGUGCAGCCUAUCAGUGCCAGUUAGUGCAGCCUAUCAGUGCCAUAUAUGAGUUCUGCCUUUCAGUGCCCAUCAGUGAUGCCUGUCAAUGCCCAUAUAUGAGUUCUGCCUUUCAGUGCCCAUCAGCGAUGCCUGUCAAUGCCCAUUAGUGCCACCUACCAGUGUCUCCUAAUCAGUGCCACCUAUCAGUGUCCAUCAGUGCACCCUAUCAGUUACCAUCACUACAGCCUCAUUAGCGCAUAUCAGUAAAGGAGAAAAAUCACUUAUUUACAACAUUUUAUAACAAAAACUAAGAAAAAAAACUUUUUUUUUCAAAAUUUUCAGUGGUUCUUGGUUUGUUUAAGAAAAAUAA